AUGCCAAAAUACGAUUUAUUAAGCCAGGAAGAAGGGGAAGAUAGAAGCUUUUUUUUGCUUCUUCUUCUUUAUAACAUUUGUGCCAUCUCUCUCAGCUUUGAUAGAUCUAUGAUUAGUACAAUUGUCUCUGUAUUAGAGACAUGGGCACUACGACAAAAGGGAGAUGAAGUAUUGUUAGCUACUUGGUAUCCAGAUCUCAAGUACCAUGCUGUCGAGUUAACAUUUAUUCCGGUUCUGAUGUUCAUGUUACUUAUUUAUUCAGCGUGGAAACUUGUGAGAUCCAAAACGUCGUACGAGUCCCUUUUGUUGGCUUUCGAUCCACCCAAGGAGACAUCGCUAGAAGAAAAAAUUUCGCUGGGCAUCUUGAUUGGAUCUUGGACAAUGACUUUUGUACAGAGAUGGAUAAAGAGUGAUUUGCUUCACUUGCUCCUCCCUUGCUUCAUGAGCCAAAUUCUGCUUAUAAUUGUUAUACUAUAUCCGAACAAGCGAUCUGUCAUCCCAACCAUGUUAUUCAACAUAUAUCUUUAUACCCAGUGGGGAGGGUUGGCAGCUCUCCUAUUUCCAGAUCUCAGGGACCAUAUAUUGCCAGGGGAAACUAUAAAUUUUGUGAUAGAGCACUUGAUUAUUCUAAUAGCCCCACUUUUCUUGAUAAAAUCUGGUCGUUAUCUGAUACUCCCGUCGUCAAGAGAUGUGUACAUGUUUUCUUUCGCAAUUUAUAUAAUGUACAAUUGUCCAUUUGUUCAGUGUCUCGGCCUUUUUCUUGAUAUAAAUCUCAAUUAUCUUCAAGUGCCUCCUCCAGCCCCGAUAAUAGAGAUUAUGGGGCCAUAUUAUAGACCUGCGCUAUAUGUUAUAGCAGCAAUAAAUAUGUACAUUACUAGGUACAUACUUGUUGAUGGGGUUAUCCCCUUGCUGCAAAAAGAUUCCAUUUUAAGGACAAAAAAGGCUGAAUAG
Phycomyces blakesleeanus NRRL 1555(-) is the source of this 951-nucleotide messenger RNA. RefSeq lists its product as hypothetical. The record is from RefSeq and is a predicted model, not a curated record. Lineage: Eukaryota; Fungi; Mucoromycota; Mucoromycetes; Mucorales; Phycomycetaceae. The coding region runs from base 1 to 951 and encodes 316 amino acids. The transcript has 4 exons.